UAGUUGUCAGUUUGGUAAGUGGUUAUUUUAUUUUACAAGACUACGCCCAAACAAUAGCCAUCAAAAUAACGAUAACCAGGUACAAUACGACAAAAAGUAACAUUUUUAGCGGUGUGUUAAAAGAACCUUAUCUGUGUCAUAGUUAGUUACUAAAUAAUUACUAGAAAUAAUAUUGUGAUUGGAUAAUUUUAAUAAAGGGUUAUUACUUUGAUACUAGGAAAUAAAGUUUUAAGGUUGUUGUAGACAAUGAAGAACAGAAGUUUAGCGGGUAACUGUGGCAUUGCUGUAUUCAUAAUUGCCCUUGUGACAGUGGCAUUGGCAUUCGGCACGCCUAGUUGGAUUGUCAGUGAUUCAAGAAUUAGAGGCAAUCAAUUGGACAGAUUGGGACUAUGGAGUCACUGCUUCAGAUCGUUACCUGAUCCUUUGGAUCAAUACCAACGACGAUUCUUUGUGGGCUGUAGAUGGGUUUAUGACCCAUUCACCACAGGGUAUGACCGUAUAUUGGGAUAUCUACUUCCAGGCUUCAUGAUAGCAACACAAUUCUUUUUCACUCUAUGUUUAGUGGGAGUGCUUAUUUCUACGAUUUUGGUUCUUGUAUUUUUCCUAUGCUGUGGACCUGAUCAAAAUAGGUUUAUACUAAUAAUCCAGAGUAUAGGAUACAUAAUGUUGGGAGCUGGUAUAAGUGGUUGUAUUGCUGUUAUAGUGUUUGCCUGUUUUGGGAAUACUGAGGGAUGGAUGCCAGGCCAUCCUAAUAACUAUUUUGGUUGGUCAUUUGGGCUUGCGGUGGUUGGAUCUGUGGCUUGCAUCAUCACAGCAGCUCUGUUUUUAACGGAAGCAAACAUUCAGUCAAAGAAACGAAACCGUUUUAAAGAGUCACAAGCACGUUUUGAGAUGGAACACGAGUCUAAAGCCUAAUAUGGUUUUGGAAAAAACUUUGCAAUUUUGUAGGCCAGUAUGAGCUUACAAUGUUAACCAUUUUUAUAUCCACCAAUUAUCGAGGUAAACUGCCAGCCUUACGUAAGCUUUAAUAAUUUAAAAAGAUAAGGCUUUCAAAGAUAUAUUUAAAUUUUAAGGACAAUAAUUCUCUUCAUCUGCACAGAUUAUUAUAAAAUAGUAUUUAAAAAUGUACAACAUAGAUCUGUAUUUGAAAAUUCUAACAAAAACACAAAUGACAUAGAUUAUAUACAUAUGUAGUUUAUAAGUUUAUAUUUAAUUCAAUCAAUUUUUUUUUGUUUAAGUUUAAUAACAUUCCACCUGUCAAUAUUCCGUCCAGGAUUGCUUUAAUCGCCAAAUGUGUCUACUCUUAGUAAUGUAAAGAAAUCGUAGGAAUGUUUUCAAAUAUAUAUUUAAUUCAUUUAGCAAUUGGAAACUUUUCCAUUGAAAUAUUUAAAGUGCCUUUAAAAUUUAGAGUAAAAACAAAUUCUAUUUGUAAGAUUAUACAUCUUUUACAAUCUUUUAUAUGUUUGUGCUAUAAUAUUUUAUUUGUAUAAACACGAUAUUUUGACUUUAUUCCGUCCAAUUAAGUAUAAAAUAUUUUAUUAAUUAAUUUACGAAUAAGUGAAAAUGCUGUAUCGAAUUUUUUUAAUUUUCAUAAUUCUUACCCUAAGUAAGAGCUACUUAAAAAAAAAUUAUAGACAAUAGACAGAAAAAAGUUUUUUUAUGAUUAACCAACUAAUCGUCUUUAAACUAAAUGUUAAUUGCUAAAGUGUGAUUGAAGAAUGUUUUAUCCAUGAGCUCUCUUACAAAAUGAGCAUAAACAAUGUUUUUGUUGCUGCUUAUUUUGCUGCAUGUAUAAAAUGUAAAAAAAAAGUUAAAUCACAUAAGAACAAUGUCAAAAGUCAAUACACAAUGUAAUUCAAUGCUCCUUCCGGAUGAUCAGCAAAUAGGUUAAUUAAUGAAGACCCUCUCAAUGAGUUAAUUAUUCUUUUAACUCGAUCAUCUUAAUAGUAUACAGUCUACAUCAUUUAGAAUUACUCCUCAAUUAAAAUAUUGAAAUGAUCUAAAUAUCAUUGUUAACGUAACAAUCAAUUUUAUUCUACUUUUUAUGUGUGAAGUUUAUUAAGGUGUGUCUGGUUUUAGAUUUUGAUUUACAUUUUUAUUGAAUAACAAUUAUACAUCACUAUGUAUUCUUUUUUGUUAAAAAUGUAUUUUGUUU
This is a messenger RNA of Papilio xuthus (Asian swallowtail), 2155 nucleotides long. It is a transcript of the gene sinu, whose product is annotated as claudin family member sinuous. The transcript has 6 exons. The record is from RefSeq and is a predicted model, not a curated record. Gene Ontology annotation, biological process: regulation of tube size, open tracheal system; septate junction assembly. Lineage: Eukaryota; Metazoa; Arthropoda; Insecta; Lepidoptera; Papilionidae. The coding region runs from base 247 to 915 and encodes 222 amino acids. Gene Ontology annotation, cellular component: membrane; septate junction.